This is a messenger RNA of Cuscuta epithymum, 1351 nucleotides long. Lineage: Eukaryota; Viridiplantae; Streptophyta; Magnoliopsida; Solanales; Convolvulaceae. The record is from the annotation of a GenBank genome assembly.
UCUAAAUUUUGAUAUACUUUUUGUAACAAUUGGAGUACAAAUAAAAACAGAAUCACAAUCAGAAUCAGUUUUGAUAUAACUUUUGCAACUGAUUCUGCUUCUGCUUCUUUUUUAAAAGCAGAAGCACGAUCAGAAUCAGUUUUCAGAAGCUGGUACCUCCCAGCUUCUAAAAAACUGAUUCUGAGAGUAAAUGAGAGCUCCAGAAAUGCUUCUGGAAUUUCACCCAAACAUUUCAGCUUCUGCUUCUGCUCCUUCAGUUUUGAGAAUCAGAUCCAAACACCCCCUUAGUUGCCACCAGUCUCGUCCCGUAACUGCCGCAAUCGCAACCACCCUAGGUAGUGACUGUCGCCCCCGGACAGUGACUGCAGCCCCCGUUCCGCCCCCGGUCAGUGACUGCCGCCCCCGGUCAGUGACUGCCGCCCCCGUUCCGCCCCCGGUCAGUGACUGCAGCCCCCGGUCAGUGAAUGCUGCCACUACUAUCUCCAAUUGACUGCCGCCACCUCCACCGCCCGCAACAGUAACUGCCGCCCCCCGCCCAGUGACUAUCGCCGUCGCCCCUCAGUGACUACCCAUCCUGUCACUGCCCAUUACAGUGACACCACCACCACCACCCUAGUGUCGCCAUCGACAAUCACCAUCAACCAAAUCACCGCCAGUGACUCCGUUGUAGUGACCUACCGCCAGUGACUACGUUGUAGUGACCUACCGUCAGUGACCGAGUGUAGGUGAUGAUCGCAACCCAAUUGUGAUCAUCAUCUCCAGCAUCCUUGUCCAGUGACCGCUCCCUGCACUGUCUCAAUAUCCCUUGCCCCUUCUCUAGACCCCAGUCACUAACCCAGUGACUACCACCAACUCCAGUCACACAGAUCUGCCCCUAUCUCUGACUAGGGAUAUUGCCGCCUCGAUGCCGACUAUCCCACCUAGAAACCCUAGACGCCGCCCACCCCUUGCUGUAACCGAACCUUUCCCCACCACUUCCCCUGCCAAGAUCCCCGCCCACUACCCUCGUCCACGGCCCAACCCUGACUGCCUCGGCCACCCGCGCCAAUCGAAAACCCUAGCCAUCAUCCAUUGGGCGUCAAUCGCCAAUAGAAAAGGGAAGAAGAAGAAAAGCAACGAUGAUGGCACUUGAGUGAUGAGGCGACAUCGGACACCGAGUAAAAGAUGAAAUUGCGGGUGCCGAUGAGUGAGAGAUCGAUGUAGCAGUGGCGACCGCCUAUUGAGAGAUAGAGCAGUGGCGCCCGGUGGGUGGAGGUUGAGGCAACGCCGGCAACGGCCGGUGGCUGAAAGUUGAGGCUGCGGCGGAAUAGAGCGAGAGCGAAGAGCCGAUUGUAAUUUGGAGAUGACUUUA